UUAGUUCAAGGGCAAUAUUGUAACUUCAAUAUAAGUUUGUGGGCUUUAUGUGGAGAUUUGCGGGCGAUGUUUAACAAUCCACUUUUAUAAACAUUAAAAAAGUAUCAUUUGAUGAUGUUACAUUUACUGUACUCAUUCUAUAUAGAAUUGGAUGUCAUAAUCACAAAAUAUCAACUAGUACUAAUUAUUAUAUCUUCACAAGAGAUUUCCAUCAAUUCAUACUCAAUUUUCCUUUUCUUUUUAACCAGAUUUUAUUUAUUUAUUUUUUCUACAUUUAAUUUGCUGUUUUUUUUCUAUGAAAUUAUUGGGUCACUUUUUAAUGAAAGAAGCAACAAACUUUUCAAGAUACUUUCAAAAUUAAAAUAAAAUAAAAUAAAAUGAAUUAAAAAAAAAACGGAUAAAUUUUUACAAGAAGGCAUAAAAUUCGUCUGGUUUAGUUUAUGGUAAUCAAUUUUCUCAAACAUCUGCUCACUCAUCAAUGGCGCGCACUGUAACUCAUCUCUUUCUCUCUCUAAAAACCCUCAAUUUCUCUAUCUAAAACCCACAAAUUCCCUUCCUCCCAACACAAAAAAAAAAAAAAAGAAAAAAAUAAAUCCAUGCAAAAUUCUCAAAAAUAAAAACCCCAACUUUUUUUUUCACUGAAUAUUCUGUUAAUUUCCUGAAUUUUCAGUGAAAUUUCUGAAAUUAAAGUAGUGAAAAUAUGAGAGGAAGAAGGCAUGCGAUGAGCUGGAGAAAAGUGGCGCAGUCUUCACAAGGGUUGGCUGCGCAUGGCUUGCUUUUCACUUUCACCCUUUUGCUUGUUCUCAAGCUUGAUCACCCUUCCUCUUUUUCUUGGUGGACUGUCUUUUUGCCCAUAUGGCUGUUUCAUGCUGUUGUUGCCCGUGGAAGGUUCUCUUUACCUGCCCCUUCAGUUCCACAUGAUCGUCAUUGGGCACCUUGUCAUGCUGUUGUGGCCGCACCAUUGAUCAUUGCAUUUGAAUUGCUCCUAUGCGUAUAUCUUGAGAGCCUUUCUGUUAAUGGUGCUGCCGCUGUGAGCCUGAAGAUUGUUUUCCUUCCUUUGUUGGCUUUUGAAACAAUUAUUCUAAUUGACAAUUUCAGAAUGUGCAGGGCUUUAAUGCCAGUAGAUGACGAAAGCUUAAAUGAUGACGCAAUAUGGGAGACACUUCCACAUUUCUGGGUCGCUAUCUCCAUGGUUUUCUUUCUUGCUGCAACAUUUUUCACCGCCUUAAAAAUAUCUGGGUUUGAUGAGAAAGGAAAUCAAGUAAAAGAUAAAAAGAGCCCAGGUGACAUUGGUUCACUGGGAUGGUGGGACUUAUUUAUCAAUUUUGGUAUUGCAGAGUGUUUUGCCUUUCUUGUUUGUACAAAAUGGUCCAAUCCUAUGAUACAUGGGAAUUCAUGCCCCACGGAGAAUACUGCAUCUUCAAGCUGUACUAGUGGGUUAGUUGUAUGCCCAGAUCAGGAUCAAAACCAGGAGAGCCUGUGUGGUUUGCCUGAUAUUGGUGGCCAUUUUAUGAAAAUACCAAUUAUUACUUUCCAAGUCUUCCUUUGCAUGCGCUUAGAGGGAACUCCUAGUGGUGCUAAAAAUAUCCCUUUUCCAGUUCUUUUUUCUCCUUUGUUCCUUUUACAAGGUGUUGGGGUUUUAUUUGCUAUGUCAAGACUGGUAGAGAAAAUCUAUCUCUUGCUGCGCAGUGAUGCUGGGCAAGGGCCAUAUUUUUAUUUGUCUGCAAAACUUGGUGAUUGUCUUGCAUUUAUGCAUCAUGGCUCAAGGCUAAUUGGCUGGUGGUCCAUUGAUGAGGGAAGUCAUGAAGAACGCGCAAAACUUUUGCUUGAAGGGGCUUCUGGGUGGCAAUGUGGCAUUCUGCUAGUAGAAUCCGGGCUUUGGGCUAGUUUGGGCUAGUGGGCUGCUUGAGCCAUGUGGAAGUCUCAAAGCAAGGAAGUUGAAGGCCUAGAGCCAAGCGGUGUGCGUGCUAGGCUUUUUUAUGUGAUGAAUGAAAGGAAAUGGAUAGUUCUAAGGGUAUUGUUAAUUUAAUUGGAUGGUACAAUGUAAAUAUUGUUUUCAUAUGGUGUAGUCUUCAAUCAAUAGGUUGCCUUAUGAGAUCAUGUCAUUUUAUUUGAACAUAAACUCGAAAGGAGCAUCUGGGACUUGAUUUCAGCUACUUCCAAAAAUUUAUGUUGAUGCUUUCCCUUGAUUGAAGUACCCAAGUCUCGCAUUGCUCCUGUAACUAAAUAACUUUCGCAUCCAGUCUUCAGGCUGGAUUUUUGAAGUGUCUUACUUUCCAUGUAAGUUGAUUUUUAGUCGCUUCUCUAUUAAGAAGGCUGCUUCCGCUGUCCACAGGCAUUCGAGAUCUGCUAGUUGCUACAUUAAUAAUUAUAUAUUCUGUACCAAAUCCUCCAUUCCAUAGUAGAUGUAUUGGUGUAUUGCCUUUUAUUUGGGAGAGGGUGGGGGUUUGAUUGCAAACAGUGCCCAUAGACUUGCGGAUAAAGUCAAAAGGCCAUUAUCAAUAAACUAGAGCAGAAAAUAUAAAGAUCAAUUAUUAUGAGAAUUUAUUUUUUAAAAUAGUUUAUUAGCUCCUCAAUCAAUCUUC
Chenopodium quinoa (quinoa) is the source of this 2585-nucleotide messenger RNA. RefSeq lists its product as uncharacterized. Bases 701 to 1897 code for a protein of 398 amino acids. The transcript is spliced from 12 exons. The record is from RefSeq and is a predicted model, not a curated record. NCBI's taxonomy places the organism in Eukaryota, Viridiplantae, Streptophyta, Magnoliopsida, Caryophyllales, Amaranthaceae.